UCUUAUUAUGAAUGCAUGGUUCCACCUUCAAUUAUGAACGUAGAAAUCUAUAUUGUGUUAUUUUCUAUUAAGCCUGGCAGCAACACACUUAUCGGCAACACAGGGUGGAAUGAGGCUUCUUAACGGGUCUCAUUCGUAUCAGAAGGGAGAUCCCGGGUGGCGUUUCGGAAUAUUGCAUCCAAUCACUUGAGCACCUUGGUCUGUCUGCUUCAUCUGUAGAGGACAACGUACUGUGGGAGCUGACAGAUGCCAGACAUGUAGAAACGGUGUAUGGCUGCUUCAUUGUACGAAGGAGAUGCGUUAAAAAAAAGGGGGACAUUAACUGUUCAUAGACGACUACAUCAUGGUGGAUGUCAGACUGUACUCCCAUGCUGGAGGGACGCACUCGAGAACGCCAAUCUAUACAGACUACUAUCUGAUUGACAAUGAGAUCAGUGCCUUCAAUCACCGAGGGCGUCCCUGGGGCGGUAAUCGGGUGAGGGGUCGAGAUGUGUGGCGGGAUUUGCAGGAGAGGCCACGGUGGACAAUCGCAAGCGGACCCAACUGGUUGCUGAACAUAAAUGUCAACACAAGCGAAGGGACAACGCGCAGCAGUGGGAACACACGGGACUUUAACAUCACGGACGGACUUUCUCAUGGCAUCUACCUUACAAACAGGAUCAGACGCCCGUGCACAGUGGAGAUUCCGUAUCCUCUUGUUAACGUGAAUACCCGAGACGGUGUCUUCCUUCACGAGGGGCGGGUCGAGGUGGAGCGUCUCCGACGGUUCUCUCCUGCUGUCAUUGCAAUACACCUGGAUCUCCCCGAUGAGGAACCUUUCAGAAAGUUUAAGGACUUGUCAAACCAUCUUGCCCGUGUAGCGGAAGAACCGGAUGAUAGGGGUUUCUUCUUCUGGUUCAUCAAACGUCAGAGAGGACAAUGGAAUACACCAGUUAAAGACUCAUCUCUGUAUUUCAUAGAUCUCAACGGGAAACACUUGAAGUACAAGAUACACGCUGGGGAUUGUAUCAAGUUCGUAGUAGUGAUCACUGAGAGGAAUCCUUUGUCUUCUCAAAGCUUUUCAUCGACGCCUUCUCCAACUUCUCAACCUCGUAGUUCCAGCAUUGACAGCAGCGACCCUUCACCUCCUCCAUCUCCUCCUCCUUCUCCUCAUUCUCCAAGACCUCGCACAAGUAACAAACUGACCCAGACUGACAGCAUUGACAGCAGGGAUCCUCCACCUCCUCCUCCUCCUCAUUCUCCAAGACCUCGCACAAGUAACAAACUGACCCAGACUGACAGCAUUGACAGCAGGGAUCAUUCACCUCCUCCUCCUCCUCAUUCUCCAAGACCUCGCACAAGUAACAAACUGACCCAGACUGACAGCAUUGACAGCAGGGAUCAUUCACCUCCUCCUCCUCCUCAUUCUCCAAGACCUCGCACAAGUAACAAACUGACCCAGACUGACAGCAUUGACAGCAGGGAUCAUUCACCUCCUCAACCUCCUCCUCAUCAUCAUCAUUCUCCAAGACCUCGCACGAGGAACAGACCGACACAGACUGAUAGAAUUCGUACAAAGAAUAAAGCUGCUCAAAGUCGGAGAACCAAAGACCAUGAACCAUUCAUUGAUCCUGGUCCGACCUUUUAUGAUGGUGAGGAAGUCCUGGCCCGAUGGGAGGAUGACAGAUGGUACUACAAAGGAUGGAUCGCCCGGCGCUAUGAUGUGAACAACUACUACUGCGUGAAAGAUAGCACAAGCCAAUGUGACGUCAUCAACUGGGAGGAUAUCAUCCGGGCAACUGACCAUUACGACGCUGUGUCUCCUGACAAGAGAGACCGUGUCCGUGUCCUGGCUCCCCAUCCUGUAUAUUACUGGAGCUACGCCCCUGGCCGGGUCAUAGAAGCGAUUGGUCAGAAACUGACUGUCCGGUUCUAUGACAACAAUCAGACAAACAUCGAGAAAUGGGACGUGUAUCCUGCCAGGAACCGACAGAAAUAUCUCAAGGACGUGGAGGACAUUCAACAGCGAGAGAAAGACUGGGAGGGGAAGGAGGCCGUUAUCAGAGACGAGUCAGGGGUGUACAGACCGGGUAGAGUUAACAAACAGAUAGGAUGUCAGCAGAGGUACACCGUAACAUGGGAGGAUGGUCAGUGCGGGGAACAGAUGUCCAUCCACAUCUAUGGAACCUACACCAAGACGAUCAAGUUCAAGGUCGGCAGCUACAUCCUGGCACUUGCUGACCCUGACAACAACUAUUUCCUUCCGGGUGAAGUGACAAGGGUCCACGAAGAUGGAGAUGUUCAAAGGCUUCAGGUGGAUUUUGUCAACGGGGAAAGGUCAAAGGAUGCCCUCUCCACGGAUAGUUACUGGAUGAAUAAGAUGGCCUACACUGAGGCGGAGGAGGUGUUUCGGAUGCAUCACCCCGAGAGUAGUGACAAGGAAGAGGUCUCUCGUUAAGCCUAGGUUGCACUCGGCUCAUCUCCAUCCCAUGUAUGUCAUCUCGGAAAGCAUCUCUAGAGGAAUCCAUAUUAGAACUAGAUGCACUAGUUUCACAAUACACGUGACUAUGACAUAAUAUGGUAGGCGUCGUGCCCCUUAGAAAUGCCUCCAUAUGAAAUAAUUUUUGAAUAUCUAUUUCAUACGAACUACCUGUAUAUACCGAUGUAGUUUAAUUAAAACUAUGAUCAUAACCAUUUUUCAAAAGCAUCAUGCCACAAAAUAUAUAUUUCAGACAUUCAUAUUAUCCUAACAUACAAAAAAAAAUAGUAAGUAGAGUAAAACGUUACGGACGAGGAAGAACGGGGCUGUGGUUUAACCUUUUGGUAAAAGCGUUCGCAGAAAAAGGGAUAACAAUCCUCUUUGCAAUUUUAUCAGGCGUGUUUUCCACGAGCGUCAUACGACUCUUGCUCAAAAGUUGUUUAAUCAAGAUUACAACAUUCAAAACCCCAGUAAAGUUUUCCAAUCGUUUUAUGGUAGACACGUGGAGGACAUGUGGAUGCUCUAUGCAAUUCCCUAUUUUGACUUAUACCAUUUGUUCCCGUGUUUUUAUCGGGUGAACGAUUGACUUGCCUUUGCAUGUGUUUGUGACGGGUCCCACCGUUGGGACAGGAUACGUUCAGCUUUUCGCGAACACCUGGUGUCAUCACUUUUUGAUAGUCAUUCAUGAACAUGUGCUCUUGAAUCUAACAUCUAGUCUCUUAGAGAAAAAAAACAGUUGUUAAAUUAUAGUUGUAAAAUAUAAUAAAAAGGAGCCUAGAGACUUUCUUCAUUCUCAUACUGCAGUAAUACGACUUAUAGACUUGCAUGGGCUGUAUUGGAUAUAUUUGUUUCAGGGUCUUUAUGAUAGACUAGUACAAUUGACUGUACGUUUUGCAGAGAUUUCUUUUAAUAUGGAAAAGGUUGUGUCACAUUUAAUUACCAUAUUGAUACACUGUGUCGCGUGACAGUGUAUAUUGUAUGUUUAUUUUAUGAUGAAUGAAACUGACAGUAAUUUAAUGAGGCACUCAUUAAAUGUCACGUGUUGAUAGUGACCUUGACCUUGCUCCAUUCACCGCUUCACACUUUCGUUACCCUACCGGUAUGGAAAGCUCCGUUGUGAUGAGCUUGACUUGUUUCAAGUUAUCAACUUCCGUCAGGAACUACUUUUCAGGCAGUAUCGUCUAGAGUGAGUGAGGGAGUGAGUAUGGUUUUACGCCGCUUUUCUUUCAGCAUUCCAGCAAUAACACGGCGGCGGACACCAGAAAUGGGCUUCACACAUUGUACCCAUGUCGGGAAUCGAACCCGGGUCUUCUGCGUGACGGGCGAACGCUUUGACCACUCGGCUACCCGACGGCGGUCUGUAAAUAAUCGAGUCUGGACCAGACAAUCCAGUGAUUGACAUCAUGAGCAUCGAUCCACGCAAUUGGGAUCGAAGACAUGCAUCAACCAAGUCAGCGAGCCUGACCACCCGAUCCCGUAAGUCGCCUCUUUCGACAAACAUAGUCGCCUUUUACGGCAAGCAUGAGUUGCUGGAGACCUAUUCUACCCCGGAAUCUUCACGGGCUGGGGCACAUACUGAACAUUCGUGAGUGGUCCGACUUAGGGCCUGUUUUUAUAUAAUACUGCUGCCUCAUAUAUGCCAUAAUUGUAUUGCCUUUUAUGAAUGUAAACCCUAUCUUCUUCUUUUUUUAAAUAAUUUGUUAAUUUUUCAUUCAUCUUGUGUCAUUUUUUACCGAUUUCGCCAGCUAGUUCUGUGCGUACCCAUGUCUGUGUUGACCUUCGCGUGUCAAUUUGGGGAUCAACUCGCAACAAUUGCAACUCUAACAUUUCUGAGAAUUAACCCUGAAAGAAACACAUUCCUCAAAGAGGUGUCGUGGAGAGUUACGUCCCUCAGCAUACCAGGAUCCUCUGUUCACGAGUUUGAAUCCCAUAUACACACUAAUUAGGAUCCUUUAUCUGUCAGCACCAUACACAUGCCGCGUCAUCGUUAAUCCAGUUCCCGGGGGCACGGGUGGCCCAAUCGUCUGAGGCGCCGCGAUUCGCUGUGCAGAGUUGCGUCCCUUGGGCACGCCAGGUCAUGUUUCUAGGUUUGCCAGCACCAUACCCGUGCUCGUGGGUUUCACCGAAGUGGUAAACGUCUGAGACCUGCAUCACUUUGGGCUUUCCUCCCACAAGCCGUCAUGUAACUGGAAUACUGUUAAAAGUGGCGUUAACCCCAACUCACUCACUCACUAAUCCAGUUCCCUCACUCACACAAUAAACUCACAUGCAGUGAUUUUACUUGGACACUGAUCAUAAUGGCGUUAAAUCCAACUCCCUCACUUACUCAGUCGGCGGUUUUAGAUAAACUACCUCUUGCAGAAAUUGUUUUGCAAUUUUAGCGGUUCCUUCUAUCGUUAUUGUGUUCAAUAUAUAGGUUGAUUAUGUAGAACAAAACUGAACGAUCGACGAAAAACAAGUACACACCGGUAAGAGCAACAGCAAAGUUAUUUCGUUUGUAUAUUCCAAAUAUACACUCUUGAUAACUAUUGAAAUUAACAGCUGUGCAUGUAUUAAUAACAAUAAUUGAUACAAUAAAUGUUUUCAGUCAG
Messenger RNA from Haliotis rufescens (red abalone), 5049 nucleotides. RefSeq lists its product as uncharacterized. The transcript has 23 exons. The record is from RefSeq and is a predicted model, not a curated record. Bases 344 to 2437 code for a protein of 697 amino acids. Lineage: Eukaryota; Metazoa; Mollusca; Gastropoda; Lepetellida; Haliotidae.